AAAAUAUCUUUGUCAACCUAGAGAAUUAUUCUGAAUUUCUUUUGAAUUGCUCUGAAUUUAUAUUUCUUGGUUGCAUUUCUUUCUCCAUUUCCUAUAUAUUUUGGAUUAUAAUUCACGUGCCAUUCCAACCUUAAAGUAGGUCGUCGUUCAUCUAGCGAUCGAUAUUCGAUAGUUGCUGGGUGCUGGUGCUGACUGCAUGCUGGUGGAGACACGCAUCUUGUUUGCUUCGCCACAAGUUUCAAUUCACAAAUUCAAGUAGGAGGUAUACCAUUAGACGUGAAAUAGGGUAUUGAUAAAAUGAAUGAAGAAAUUGAAGCAGUACCUCCACCAACAAAGAAACAAAAGUUUGGUGAUGAAAAUAGUCAUUCAGAAACAGACUUCAAAGAUGAUAUUGGAGCUGAUACAGAAGUUAUUAAAGAUAGGAAUGACACAGACUACAACAAUGUCAGUUCAGAAGACAUGCAGAAACUAAGAGAGUUCAAAGUCUUGGAUGAGGUGAAGUCUAAUGAGGAAGACAGCAAUGUUGAAGACUCUGAUAGUUCUGAUGAUAAAUCAGAAGGUUUGCCAGAUGAGGAAAUUGAAAAAAUGUUAGAGGAGAAUCUUCCAGAUGACUUUAAAGUGGGACCGAAGCCUAAACAAAAGCCGUACAUUACACGUUCAAAAAUUGUGCUUGAAGAAAAGGGUGUCAAUCAAUUCGAAGUACUACCAUUAGACUGGAUGAUGGUGAGGCACCACAGUGGCAUGCCCAUAUACUUGCAUAAGAGUUCGCGUGUAGUUACACUAUCCAAACCAUAUUUCCUUGGAAAAGGAAAUAUCAGGAGACACGACAUUCCUAUCAGCGCAAUACCCUGCUUGGCAUACCGACGCGCAUUAGAAGAGGAAGAAAAACAAAAGGAAAUAGACCGUAAAGUGGAACAACAAAUUAAAAAUCUAUCGAAAAAAGCAGCUGAUCAAAAUAUAGAAAAUAAUCUUAAGAGCAACCAAAAUAAAAAGAUUUUCUCCUUUAUUGAUCAACAAGCUACUUUGAAUGCUAGUUCAAGUACUAGUAAAAAUAUUCAGGGUAAAUGUCCGUUUAGUCAGGAAAGAAAACCUGACACUGAUAACAUCCAAAAUGGAGAAAAAAAUGAAAAGAUUAAUGAAGAAAAUCUUUCGGUGGAAGUAAACGAUAAUGAGAUAAAGAAACUUCCGAUAGCUGACGAUUCCAUUAUUGAUAGUGAAAUCGCAAAUGAAAAUGCUGAAAAUAUUUUAGCUGAUUCUAUAGCACCUAUAGAUGAAAGUGUGUUGAAUACUGUAAGUAAUGAAGGAGGAGCCAAAACAUCUGAAGAAGUUACAGUGGAGGGUACAAUAAAAGAGAAUAAUAAAGAACCAGAUCAACAAGAAAAGAUGUGUGAUGAUUCUGCAGAUAUUGAGAUACCUCUUGACAGACGGCCAGUUAUUUUGCCGAGCGGCGAAAUCAUGCCAGCGCCGCGGGUUGAGUCUGUGAACAAAAGUUGGGAAACGCAGAAUUUGUCACCUGAACAGUUUAAUGACUACUGCAAAAGCCUAUUUAAAUUCAAAACCGUUAACAUUAUGCAAUUUAGUCGUUGGGCUGAUCGUCGUAAAUAUGAAAAGGCUAAGAAAACACUGCAAUACCCGACUCUGCCUGAAGGGACAAAACUCAUCACGAUUCCUGUGCAAAAUUCAGGCCAGGAUAACGGCGGGAAAGGUGCAAAGCGUGACUGGGUGAUGAACGUGAACGGAGGGAGUUACCUCUCCGUGUUCCACGAGUAUGUCUGCCGAGCGCUGCAGAAGCAGCCCGUCUACGAAUACAAACAGCUUGAAAAUGCAUCAACUCCGUAUCAAGCGACGGUGUACAUAGGUGGCAUGCAAUACGGCGUGGGACACGGCUCCAGCAAGCGGCAGGCCAAGUACGCCGCCGCGCGCGCCUCCAUACAGAUCCUCAUACCGGAGAUGCGCCAGCACAUGGACUCCGCCGCGGAUAAAAAGGCUGACGCAGACUUCACCUUUUUUGACUACGUGGGUAUCGAAGACCCGCGCAUCGCCGAGUUCUGCGCGGCCACGUGCGAGCCGUCGCCGCACGCCAUCCUGCGCACCUGCCUGUUGAGGAACUUCGGCGCCAGCGACCGCCAUAUCCAUACUGAGAUGAAAAAGAUCGCGUGCCAAGAGAUCGAGCUGACGAUGAAGGUUGGCAAGCACAGCGCUACUGUCGUCUGCAAGAACAAGAAGAUGGCCAAGCAGCGCGCUUCGCAGGUUAUUUUGCAGGCGUUGCACCCUCACGUCCGAUCUUGGGGCUCCCUCCUUCGUCUCUACGGCUCCAAAUCUGUAAAAAGCUGCAAGGAGAAGAAGCAGGAAGAACAACAAAUAACCCUGCUCCAAGACAAAGCUCGCCACAACGAGCCCAACUACGCAGUGCUGGAGAAACUGCGGAACGAGAUGAGGAAACUGCGGGAGAGAGAUGAGUCCGUCGUCCCGAUAGGCACCUUGAUGUUUACCGAGGAUCUCCCGACACACUCGGGAUCCAACUUGAACAACGUUGACCUCUAAAUGGAUAUAACUCUAAUCCUUAUCUCUAAUAUUAUUAUAAAGGAGAAAAGUUUUUAAGUUUGUUUCUGAGAAGUUGAGAGGGGAUUCAAAAGUCCACCAACUUUUACUGGUUUUCACCAGUUAUAUUUUUACUUACAUAGCUUUAGUUAAGGUUUUAGUUUUUGCAAAAAAAUAUAAAAUUUAAUUUAGUUAAGAAGACAUGGCCAAAGAAGACAAGAGACGAAAACACUUUUGAAUUACUAUCAACAAUAGAUACUUGUUUUUUUUUGUUGAUUGUUUAAAUCACUGAACUCUUGCGUUCGUGGUAUCAUAAAACUUGUUAAAUGGGAUAAAAUAAACAACAUGUAGACAUGUA
Molecule: messenger RNA, 2899 nt
Organism: Maniola jurtina (meadow brown)
Lineage: Eukaryota; Metazoa; Arthropoda; Insecta; Lepidoptera; Nymphalidae
Gene: pasha
Product: microprocessor complex subunit DGCR8-like
Exons: 11
Coding region: 298-2544 (748 amino acids)
Biological process (GO): primary miRNA processing
Cellular component (GO): microprocessor complex
Molecular function (GO): identical protein binding; double-stranded RNA binding; heme binding
Source: RefSeq, a predicted model, not a curated record